AUGAUUGUCCCAUCCGGAGACUCAACGAAGCCUCGAAUUCGAGAUCUAGGCUAUGCGCCGGGACGGUUCCCACCAGGGCCCCAGAAUUCUAUCUUGGACGUUGAUGGUGUACAAGUUGGUCAAGUUACCAUUCACGAGGAGCGCGGCAUUCACACAGGAGUCACGGUCAUCUUGCCCCGUGGCCCUGAAGAAACGGCUCUGUCGCCAUGUUAUGCGGCUACCCAUGGCCUGAAUGCAGCUGGUGAAAUGACAGGCGCUCAUAUGAUUUACGAAUGGGGCCACCUUGCUUGUCCAAUUGCAAUUACAAAUACUGUUAGUAUUGGCAAAGUUUACGAUGCAUUAUUCCUAUGGUGCAUGGAUCAAUCUCGGAAGAGAGGAGAGAACGACUUAGAGGCUUUGCGCCGGUUUACGAUCCCCGUCGUAGCAGAAACGUUUGAUGGAUAUCUCAAUGACAUCUGCGCGUCAGUAAUAGACAGGGAUGUAGUUAACAAGGCAAUAGCUGCAGCGCAACAUCAGCCAAAAGUUCUUGAGGGCAAUCACGGCGGGGGCACUGCUAUGAUUUGUUCAGGUUACAAAGGAGGCACAGGCACCAGCUCGCGUGUCGUUCCUGGUCCACAAAAGAACUAUACUCUCGGUGUUGUUGUACAAGCCAAUCACGGUGGGCGACCAGACUUGCGAAUAGCCGACGUCCCAGUGGGAAGGCUUUUGAUGGACGAGGAUCGUAAGAGGUCAGCUGGUGAAGCCGAGAAGAAGGAUGCGGCUCCAGAAGGGGGGAAAGCUAUGGAAGGCAGUAUUAUUGUGGUUAUUGCAACGGAUGCACCAUUGCUUCCACACCAACUUAAGAGGCUCGCCCAACAUGCUGGAAUGGGUGUAGCUCAGGUCAGUGGCCACUCGGCUGGACGAAACUUUUCUGGCGAAAUCUUCUUGGCCUUUUCUACGGGAACAUCACCUAAUAAAUUGGCCGAAGCAUCGAACGGAAUGUCCUAUCUACCACCCGUAGAGACACAGGGAGUCGACACUGUAAGAAAUGAAACCAUUGACACAUUACUAUAUGCAGUAUCAGAGGCUACGGAGGAGGCUAUUUUGAACGCUCUAUGUCAGGCCGAAACCCUGACAGGCUUUCAAGGAAGAAAAAUCGAAGCCCUACCGUUGGACAGAGUACAAGCUUUGUUGAACAAGUAUAUGGUGCCUAAAUAG
Molecule: messenger RNA, 1197 nt
Organism: Trichoderma harzianum CBS 226.95
Lineage: Eukaryota; Fungi; Ascomycota; Sordariomycetes; Hypocreales; Hypocreaceae
Exons: 6
Coding region: 1-1197 (398 amino acids)
Molecular function (GO): aminopeptidase activity
Source: RefSeq, a predicted model, not a curated record